UGAAGUAAAUGAACUAAAAUUAAUUGUAGAUAAAUUCUCCAUUAGUUCACAAAAUUUGCAUAUGUUAAUGGACAAACAAAAUAUAACAUCUAAAGCUAACUAUAACUCCUUUGCAAAACUAAAGUCUUCAAAAAUUUCAAUUGGCAAAUAUCAUUUUGAUAGAAAUUUAUUACAUGCUUUAAAUGCAACAAAGCUGGAUAUAAAUCAUUUGAUUAUGGGGCUAAUAUAUAUAAGAAUAAAAGAAUCAAGCAAAUUUGGAUUCUAAAAAGAAUCAUUGAUACUAACCUCAAAGGAUCCAAGUUAGCUUGGGUACCAAAAUAUACUUGAUCUUUGUGAGUGCAGAUGUGCUUGACAUCUCUCUAAUCUAAAAGAGAAUGGUAUUUUAAUUGUGGAUGCUCCAGGCACAAAAUAGAAGAUGGAGGAGUUAAAGCUCUUGGAGACAAGUUGGUUUUGAGGUCUUUGCCAAAGGCUUAGAAAGCAAAAGUAACAGCAAUCCAAAAAGCCAAGGACCUAAGCAAGCUUGCUUUGGAAGAGUUAAUUGGAUCGCUCAUGACACAUGAGCUCAAUAUGAACCAAAGCAUGGGGGAGGAAAAGAUGAAGAAGAGAACCUUACAUUCAAAUCAUCGGUCGUUGAAGAAAGUUCAAGUGAUUCUACAGAGGAUUCUGAAGAUGACGAAGAAAUGGCGAUGAUUACAAAAAUAUUCAUGAGAUUUAUGAGAAAGAAGAAAAAUUUUGAACCAAGAAGAGGAAAAGGGGAAAAAAUCAACUUAGAAAAUAUAGAAAGGACUAUCCCCUACUGAAAAAGAGCUCAAAGAAAUUAAGAAGUAAAGCUAUAUUGGUUGAUUGGAGUAGUAGUGAGAGCUCAAAUUCACAAGAAGAGUCAUCCUCAUGUGAAGAAGAGACAAACUUAUGUUUGAUGGCUCAUAAUGAAGAGGUAAUCUCAAUUCAAGCCAAUAAUUUUACUUUUGAUGAAUUACAUGAUGCAUUCUAUGAAUUAUUUAAUGAUUUUAAAAGACUAUCUAAAAGAAACAAAGAGCUAAAGAAAGAAAAUCAAAAUUUGAUAAAGAUAAAGGUAGAUUAGAAAAAGAUAAGAAAGAAUUGCAAACUAAAUAAGAUGACUUAAUUAAACAAAAUGAAAGACUACAAAAAGAAAUAGAUAGAUUAAAACCCAUAGUAGAUGAAAAGAAUGAAUUACUAUUUAAACAUAAAGAUUUGUUAGAAAAGAAUGAAACUUUGAAAAGUAAAGUAAAUGAACUAAAAUUAAUUAUAGAUAAAUUCUCCAUUAGUUCACAAAAUUUGCGUAUGUCAAUCGACAAAUAAAAUAUAACAUCUAAAGCUAACUAUAAUUUCUUUGCAAAACUAAAGUCUUCAAAAAUUUCAAUUGACAAAUAUCAUUUUGAUAAGAAAUUUAUUACAUGCUUUAAAUGCAACAAAGCUGGACAUAAAUCUUUUGAUUGUUGGGCUAAUACAUAUAAGAAUAAAAGAAUCAAGCAAAUUCGGGUUCCAAAAUGAACCGUUGAUAUGAACCUCAAAGGAUCCAAGUUAGGUUGGGUACCAAAAUACACUUGAUCUUUGUGAGUGCAGGUGUGCUCCUCUAAUCUAAAAACAGAAUGGUACCUUAAUUGUGGAUGCUCAAGGUACAAAAUAGAAGAUGGAGGAGUUAAAACUCUUGGAGAUAAGUUGGUAAAUUGAUAACUACUCCUACCAUUCAAUUAGAAAGUAUGUUAGCCAAGUACAUGUCAAAUGAUUCAAUAUUUUAUUUUGUUGAUUUUGAUGAUGUUAUUUUUGAUUAAUUAUUAUAAUUGAGCAUUAUGAUUGAUUUUGAUUGAAGAUAUAUUGAAUAAAACUGAUUUAUGUAUUAGAGUUUGAGAACAAUUUGAGACAAUGAUAUAUUUGUGUUUGAUAAGCUAAAUUUUUUGAAGAAAUAUUUUUCAAACUCAAUUGGUAUCUUGAAUUAUGGUAAAUACUUAUAAUGACAACAAGGGGGAGAAAAUUUGGUAAAUGGAGAAAAUGAAUUUGACAUAUCAAAUUACAUCAAAAUCUUGUCAUGAUGUGAUAUUUUUCAUAAUGUGAUAUAAAUUUGGAUACGAGAUACAAAAUUCAGUAAGGAUAAAAAUUAAUUUAACUAUAUUAAGAGGAAGCAAGGAAUGAAACUAAGAAAUUUGGUAUAUAGUAAGGGGAAGCAAAUUGUAAAUAAAAAUUGAAUUUAAUUGAUUAUAAUAUUAAGGGGGAAAGCAUUUGACAUUUGAUUUCCAGAAAAUUUUUGAAAAUGAAAGAAAUAUCUUAAGCAUAUUUUGAAUUAAAUGACAAGUUUUCCAAAGAAAGGUGAUUCAUUGAUUUUUUGAAAUUAAUACAUCUCUUAUUUUGAUAUAUGUCUCAAUGAUUGAAUUGACUUUGAUGAUAUUUUUUGAACUUUUCCUUGAUCUUUUUGAUGAUGUCAAAAAGGAGGAGAGAGAUGUUGAGUAUAUGCUUGAGCUUAAUUAGAAUGAAGUAUACUUUUAUUGUUUAGUAGUUUCAUGCUUGACAAAUAUGUAAUUCUUUAGAAACCCACUAUAUAUUAUUUUGCAUAUACUCAAAAAUUUUAUCAUCAUCAAAAAGGGAGAGAUUGUUAACCUAAAGAUUGAUUUUGAUGAUGACAAAAAAUUUUGAGUAUAAGUUAUAAAGUCUAAUUUUGUUUACGAGAAUGUGUAGUUUAAAUUCAAAAAGUUUUAAUGAAGAUUAAAUCAAGUUUUGGAGGCAAGUCUAGUCUAGAAAUUAAUUUGAAGAAGAAAGGCUGUUAAAGGAUCCUUGGCAUGCUUGGCGCGCAAACUGAGUCGAUCUAGUGAAAAUUGAGCCCACCCAAUCUCAGUGAAGGAAAAAAAUAGAACGGCUGAAUUUGAAAGUCAAGAGACUUAGUCGAUCCAGAAUUCAAGUUAGUCGAUCAAGGCAGGAUCUUAGUCAACUCAAUCAGAAAGUUAGUCGACCCAAUCUCAGAAGACAGAAGUUAUAGAAAGUCAGUUUUUCAGUCACUUGAUACUUAGUCGACUAAGAGGAUUUUAAGUCGACCCAAUCAGAGAUUUAGUCGACUAAAAAAAAAGUUAGUCGACUAAGUGGACUGUAACGGCUAGUUUUUGAAAACUUCAGCUUUUUGUCCCAAACGUCUUCCAAUGGCUAGUUUGUCAUCUCCAACAGCUAGAAUUUUUUCUCCGGCCAUUCUCAAGUGUAUUUAAAGGUGGAAAAUCAAUUAGAAAAGGGGGGAAGUGGAUUUACAAAGAAAAAUCUUCAAAUUUGUGAGAAAUAUUGAAUAUUCAAGAGAAAAGAGAAAAAAGAAAAGAGAAAAGAGAGGGUUUUGAGAAUAAAUUUCAGUAGGCUUUUAAGAGCAAACUUCUCCAGCAUCUCAAGCAUCCUCUCCAGCAUCAAAGAAGAAAAAGUUUAUGCUUCAAAGAUCAACCUUGCAACAUCUUCAUCAAGUUUGAAGAGUUUUCUUUUGUCUUUAUAAUUGUGUUGAAAUUGUAUACCUUAUAUUUUGUUUUUCUUUCAAGUUUCUUUGAGGGAAAAAAACUUGGGGUGAAGGUUGGUCCAAGCUUAAAGUUGGAUGUUGUAUUGAUUGUGGUUGGUGAGUCAAGGUUAAUACCAACUAGGUUGAUAAGUAAGUUCGAAAAAUUAUUGGUGUAGGGCUGUGGUUGGUGAGCUCGGAAAAACGAACUUGGUUGUUUGUGAGUCUGAAAAAACAAACACACUGUAGUCAAGGGAUUAUAGUAGAAUUCUCAAGGAGAGCUUGGGGAGUGGACGUAGGAGCGGAUUGCUACGAACUGCUAUAAAUUUUGUGUAUUUGUAUUGUGCUUUUCUUGUUUGCUUUGCUUAACUCUUAAUUUCUAUUUGUUUUAUUUUAAUACUUGCUUAGCUUAGUUUUUAUUUCGUUGUUAAUUAUUGUUCUCUUCAUACAAUCAUUCUAAUUAGAAGCACAUAUUUGCUUAGAGCUCAAAUUUGAUUAAAAUUUUAAAAAAUACCCAAUUCACCCCUUAUUGAGUAGCCAUACCUGGGCAAUAAUUGAUAUUAAAGUAGGUGCUUUGAUUUUCUAGAGUUAAAGAUCUUAUGGCUGAUCCAUUUGAUUGUUUGUUGGGUGAAGGACACUCAACUAUUAGACCUCCUUUUUUUCAAUGGCACUAAUUAUGCUUAUUGAAAAAAUAGGAUAAAAAUUUUUAUUCAAGCAUAAGACUAUGAUAUGUGGAGUAUCAUAUUUAAUAAUCCUCACAUAUCCACAAUGAUUGUCAAUAAUAUAUGUGUGCCUUAAUCCGAAAAAGAUUGGAAUGUAAGUGACAAAAGGAUGGCUCAAUUAAAUGCUAAAGCCAUCAAUGUUCUUUAUUGUUCUUUAAAUGUGCAUAAGUUUAAUAGAAUAUCAACUUGCAUAUCAGCUAAAGAGAUUUGGGAUAAAUUAGAUGUAACUCAUGAGGGAACAAGCCAAGUUAAGGAAUCUAAAAUUAAUUUGCUUGCUCACAAAUAUGAAAUAUUUAAAAUAGAACCACAUGAGUCUAUUUCUGAUAUGUUCACAAGAUUUACGAAUAUUAUUAAUGUUUCGAAUGGUCUUGGCAAAACCUAUACUAAUCAUGAACUUGUGUGCAAGGUUUUGAGAUCUUUACCAAAGGCUUGGGAAGCAAAAGUAACAACAAUCCAAGAAGCCAAGGACCUCAGCAAGCUUGCUUUGGAAGAGUUAAUCGGAUCGCUCAUGACAUAUGAGCUCAAUAUGAACCAAAACAUAGAGGAGGAAAAGAUGAAGAAGAGAACUCUUGCAUUCAAAUCAUCGGCCAUUGAAGAAAAUUCAAGUGAUUCUGUCGAGGAUUUGGAAGAUGAUGAAGAAAUGGCGGUGAUUACAAAAAGGUUCAUGAGAUUCAUGAGAAAGAAGAAAAAAUUUGAACCAAGAAGAGGAAAAGGGAAAAAAAAUCAACUUAGAAAAUAUAGAAACGAUUACCCCCUACUGAAAAAGAGCUCAAAGAAAUUGAGAAAGAAAGUUAUAUUGACUGAUUGGAGUAGUAGUGAGAACUCAAAUUCACAAGAAGAGUCAUCCUCUUGUGAAGAAGAGACAAACUUAUGUUUGAUGGCUCAUAAUGAAGAGGUAAUCUCAAUUCAAUCCAAUGAUUUUACUUUUGAUGAAUUACAUGAUGCAUUCUAUGAAUUAUUUAAUGAUUUUAAAAGGCUAUCUAAAAGAAAUAAAGAGCUAAAGAAAGAAAAUCAAAAUUUGAGUAAAGAUAAAGAUAGAUUCGAAGAAGAUAAGAAAGAAUUGCAAACUAAAUAAGAUGACUUAAUUAAACAAAAUGAAAGUCUACAAAAAGAAAUAGAUAGAUUAAAACCCAUAGUAGAUGAAAAGAAUGAAUUACUAUUUAAACAUAAAGAUUUGUUAGAAAAGAAUGAAAUGUUAAAAAAUGAAGUAAAUGAACUAAAAUUAAUUAUAGAUAAAUUCUCCAUUAGUUCACAAAAUUUGCAUAUGUCAAUGGACAAACAAAAUAUAACAUCUAAAGCUAAUUAUAACUCCUUUGCAAAAUUAAAGUCUGCAAAAAUUUCAAUUGACAAAUAUCAUUUUGAUAAAAAAUUUAUUACAUGUUUUAAAUGCCACGAAGCUGGACAUAAAUAAUUUGAUUGUUGGGCUAAUACAUAUAAGAAUUAAAGAAUCAAGCAAAUUUGAGUUCCAAAAGGAACCAUUGAUACUAACCUCAAAGGACCCAAGUUAGCUUGGAUAUCAAAAUACACUUGAUCUUUAUGAGUGCAGGUGUGCUUGACAUCCCUCUAAUCCAAAAGAGAAUGGUACCUUAAUUGUGGAUGCUCAAGGCACAAAAUGGAAGAUGGAGGAGUUAAAACUCUUGGAGACAAGUUGGUAAAUUGAUAACUACUACCAUUCAAAUAGAAAGUAUAUUAGCCAAGUGCAUGUCAAAUGAUUCAAUAUUUUAUCUUGUUGAUUUUGAUGAUGUUAUUUUUGAUUGAUUAUUAUAAUUGAGCAUUAUGAUUGAUUUUGAUUGAAGAUAUAUUGAACAAAAUUGAUUUAUGUAUUAGAGUUUGAGAAUAAUUCGAAACAUUAAUAUAUUUGUGUUUGAUAAGCUAAAUUUCUUGAAGAAAUAUUUUUUCAAAUCCAAUUGGUAUCUUGAAUUAUAGUAAAUACUUAUAAUGACGAUAAGGAGAAGAAAAUUUGAUAAAUAGAAAAAAUGAAUUUGACAUAUCAAAUUAUAUCAAAAUCUUGUCAUAAUGUGAUAUAAAUUUAGAUUUGAGACACAAAAUUCAAUAAGGAUAAGAAUUAAUUUAACUGUAUCAAAAGUAAGGAAUGAAACUAAGAAAUUUGGCAUACAGUAAGGGGGAGCAAAUUGUGAAUAAAAAUUAAAUUUAAUUGAUUAUAAUAUUAAGGGGGAGAGCAUAUGACAUUUGAGUUCAAAAAAAUUUCUGAAAAUGAAAGAAAUAUCUCAAGCAUAUUUUGAAUCAAAAGACAAGUUUUUUAAA
Messenger RNA from Elaeis guineensis (African oil palm), 6462 nucleotides. The record is from RefSeq and is a predicted model, not a curated record. Lineage: Eukaryota; Viridiplantae; Streptophyta; Magnoliopsida; Arecales; Arecaceae.